GCAUUAUUAGGAAACUUACCUACAUGAACUACCAAUAACUGAUUUUUCCGAAAAAAAAAUAUGAAGAAAUCUUGUUCCAGUUGUAGUUCGAUUCUGUCUGUGCUCGUUCAUGGAUUUCUUUUUCUAAGCCUGAUCGCCAACUUGGGAUCGGCAGCAAUACCAACUUCACCAAAUGUGACUGAGCUAUCAGCCUUACUUGAUUUCAAGGAGAUGAUAGAUGAAGAUCCACACCAAUUAAUGAGCUCAUGGAAUGAUUCAAUACAUUUCUGCAACUGGGUUGGUGUUACUUGCGAUUCAUCUGAUGGCAGAAUCGUACUUUUGAACCUGGCGUCCCGUGGGCUAGCUGGGCGUAUACCCCCUUCCAUAGGAAACCUCACAUUCCUUACUGAAAUCAACAUCACAAGCAACAGCUUUCAUGGCGAAAUUCCUCAAGAAAUGGGUCGUCUGUUGCGCCUACAAACUAUGGAUCUGAGCUCCAAUACCUUGGGUGGAAGAAUUCCAGCUAAUCUUACACAUUGCACAGGACUAAGAGCAUUUCAUAUGAUGUACAAUGAGCUUGUGGGGCAGAUCCCUGACCAGCUUAGUACCUUAUCGAAAUUAGAAGUUCUGAAUUUGGGGUUCAAUGACCUUACUGGAAACAUUCCAACUUGGAUAGGGAAUUUCUCUUCUCUGCAACGUCUUUUCCUUUCAGGAAAUAAUUUCCAAGGAAGCAUACCUGAUGAACUCGGCCAUCUAUCUAACUUGGGUUCUUUUCAAGUUUCUCAAAACAAUCUUUCUGGUAUGAUCCCUUCAUCAAUUUAUAAUAUAUCUUCUUUAUAUGGUCUCGUAGUUGCUCAAAACAAACUACACGGGCAAUUGCCUCUGGAUAUUGGCCUUACACUUCCUAAGCUAAAAGCAUUUCUCGGUCCAUUUAAUAGUUUUACAGGACCAAUCCCUGAGUCAUUCUCAAAUGCUUCUGGACUUGAGAGGCUUGACUUCCGUGAAAAUGGUCUAACAGGGACCAUUUCAGGAAGCCUAGGAAGCUUGAAAAAUUUAAUUAGACUUAACUUUCAUUUGAAUAGCCUCAGAGGUGACUUGAGUUUUCUGAGUGAUUUGGCUAAUUCUACUACUAUUGAGGUAUUGGGUCUUUCAAGUAAUUUCUUCACAGGAGAAUUGCCAAGCUCCAUAGCCAAUCUUUCAGUUAGGUUAAAGGAGUUAUCUUUUGGGGGCAAUCUUCUUCAUGGAAACAUCCCUGUUGGGAUUGGGAACCUUGUUGACUUGACCGGUUUGGGAUUUGAAAAAAACAAUUUGGGCGGUAGUAUUCCUGAGGGUAUUGGACACCUUCACAAGUUAGAGGGGUUAUUUUUGUUCUCUAACAGGUUUUCAGGGCUAAUCCCAUCCUCUCUAAGUAACUUGACUAAAUUGGCCAAGCUAUACAUGGAUGAUAACAGGUUGGAAGGAAGCAUACCUGCAAGUCUUGGGAAAUGCACACGUUUGCAGGAUGUGUAUUUCUCAAGGAACUAUCUUAGUGGCACCAUACCCAAGCAGAUCCUUGGUCUUCCUUCCCUUUCAAUUGCUUUGGACAUGUCUUAUAAUUCUUUGAUUGGUUCACUACCACUUGAAGUGGGAAACUUGAACAAUCUCAUGGAAUUGGACGUGUCCCAUAACAGAUUAUCAGGUCGAAUUCCUAGCACACUUAGCAGUUGUACUAGUUUGGAACACUUGCAUUUGGAGGGUAACACGUUUGACGGAACGAUACCUCAAUCUUUGGAAACUUUAAAGGGUUUAGUAUAUCUUGAUCUUUCGCAAAAUAACUUGUCUGGCCAGCUUCCUGUAUUUCUCAGUAAGUUUUCAUCUCUGUGGUAUCUCAAUUUGUCAAACAAUGACUUCGAAGGGGAAGUGCCACAAGGAGGAGUCUUUGCAAAUGCGAGUGCAAUCUUCAUCACAGGAAAUGAUAAGCUCUGUGGUGGCAUUGCAGAAUUACGACUACAGAAAUGCGUCUGGAAAAGAGAUGGAAAGCAUCUCUCCACCAAAGUAAUUACUGUUGUAACUAUCUCAGCUAUCUUCGCAUUUGGUCUCAUGUGCUCUUUAGCCACAAUUUGUGUUCUGAAAAACAAAAGGAGCAGAGCAACUGCUCCUCCCUCUAUAGAAUGGGAACCAGAUAUGUCUUUUCUAGAACUAAUGAAGUCAACAAAUGGCUUCUCCGUAGAAAAUUUGAUUGGUUCAGGUAGUUUUGGUUCUGUGUACAAGGGAAUUCUUCCUGGUUGUGGAAAGUCCAUUGCAGUUAAGGUAUUAAACCUUCAACAGCCGGGAGCUUUGAAAAGCUUCAUUGAUGAAUGCAAUGCUUUGAGAAACAUUCGACACCGCAACCUCCUUAAGGUCAUCACUGCCUGCUCAAGCAUUGAUCAUCAAGGCCAUGAAUUCAAAGCUCUAGUUUUUGAAUUCAUGUCCAACGGAAAUCUAGACCAGUGGCUGCAUCCAAUACCUGAUGUGCAAUACCAAGUUAAGAAAUUAAGCCUUAUCCAGAGGUUGAAUAUAGCUAUCAAUGUUGCAUCUGCUCUGGAUUACCUCCAUUACCAUUGCGACACUCCAAUUGUUCAUUGUGACCUGAAGCCAAGCAAUGUCCUUCUUGAUGAAAAUAUGACAGCACAUGUUGGUGACUUUGGAUUGACAAGGUUUCUCUCUGAAGCGUCCAAAGAUCAAACCAUUUCAGUUGGGCUAAAGGGUUCGAUCGGCUACAUCCCACCAGAGUAUGGCUUGGGGGACCGAGUUACAGUACUUGGAGACAUUUAUAGCUAUGGAAUACUACUGCUGGAGAUGUUUACAGGAAAAAGACCUACUGAUGACAUGUUCGAAAACAAUACGAGCAUUCGCGAAUUUGUCGCCAUGGCUUUGCCUGAACAUGUCAUGGGAAUUGCUGACCCAACAGUGCUCUUUGGAGAAGAAGAUCAUGGUGCUCAAUUCGAAAAUAAAACCCAAGUCAGCAACAGAUGUGAAAUACAGGAAUGCUUGGUUUCAGUAAUGAGAAUUGGACUUGUUUGUUCUGCACCAUCACCGGGAAAUCGGAUUGCUAUGAAUGCUGUUGUCAAUAAAUUGAACACUAUUAAAGACGCGUUUGUUGGGUCCAAGAACCGUAGAUGGAGGAGGUUCUGAACAAUGACCCAAGUAGGCAUCAUGAAGAAUGGUCAUUUGAAACGAAUAAUGUAUGGAAUUCCGUUUUCUAAGCUUAAUUUGAUUGUAUUCCGUACCUGAUAUACGAAAUACUAGCUUAUUUUUGACAUAUGAAGUUAAGCUCUGCUUAAGAUAUUAGUUAUAAACAUGGAAUUUUUCUUGAA
Tripterygium wilfordii is the source of this 3314-nucleotide messenger RNA. RefSeq names its product probable LRR receptor-like serine/threonine-protein kinase At3g47570. Gene Ontology annotation, molecular function: protein binding; protein kinase activity; ATP binding. The transcript is spliced from 2 exons. The coding region runs from base 61 to 3132 and encodes 1023 amino acids. The record is from RefSeq and is a predicted model, not a curated record. Gene Ontology annotation, biological process: protein phosphorylation. Lineage: Eukaryota; Viridiplantae; Streptophyta; Magnoliopsida; Celastrales; Celastraceae.